AUGAGAAUGUAUAGGAAGUAUAGUGGGAGUGAGGAGAUGCAUCGCCUUGCGAGAGUAAACAACAGAUGCUUGCAAAGCACAAAUUAUAACAAAGAAUACAAAGGACAAAUAUUUGAGAAAGAUAAAUAUCUGAUCUCACUGACCCCAAAGAACGCUCCAAGGAAAAAUUUACUAAAAAGAAGGAAAGAGUCAGAUUUUAGAUUAGAUGGAGAUAAAGCGAACAAAUCAACUUUCUCACAACUAUCAAAUGCAUGGGUGAAAAGACCCAGUCAAUUUACCAAAUGUUCACCAAGAAAUUCUUAUAAUCAAAGCACGAGAGUAACUUGUAAGGAUUCAGGAACCUAUGUCUUGGGCGAUUGCGACUCUUUGAACACGAAACGACCAAAAUUGACCUACAAAAAUUUCAGAGUCAAUAAGACCUCCUUCUCUUCCCAGAAGAUGGCCUGUAGAUCAGUCUCUUCAUGCAAUAAGAAGGUUGAACCUAAAGUGGACCUGAACCCAAAAAUUUUCAAAUAAAUCAAGAUUUGCAGUUGCUAAAUCUACGAUCAAAGAAAUUGUAGACAAGAUUCUCCGUGGUGACCAACCGAAUUUUGAACAAGGAUGCUAUGAAAUAAAUGAACCCAAGAACAGAAUUAUUCAUCAAAACUGAAAAGUUAAAGCCUGGAGAGGAUUCGUUAAAAAUGCAGAAAUCCCUCUGAAUUACCUUCAUAACGAAUCGUUAAAACAAUCCAUCGGUUUGGAUAAGACUGAAGUUGAUGAGAAACAUCUGGAUAGAUUUGACCCAACUGGGGUUAGGCUCAAAAUUAAGCCAGUUAUAUUCACAGAAAAUAAAAAUUUCAGCAGUAUUAAAAAGCGCCAGGACCUUAUUCAAUAUGAAGUUAUGGAGACUGGCCAAAUGGCUGAAGAGAUUAUUUUUAGGAAAAAGAAAUCAUCAUUGGCUCAAUCAUCCAGACUCUCUCUUCUAGGAGACAAUAGGAAAAUCAGUAGCCGAAAGAAGGUCCCAAGAGCAAAAUGCUCCUGUAGUAGUAUCAAAAAUGGAGAACAUACUCAAUCAAAUCUUCACAAAAUAAUGAAUUCUCUUGGGUCAAUAGAAAAUGGAAGCAUGGAAGAAAAUACCAAUGAGUUGGAGUUUAAUAAUGAUAUUGAUGAACUAAAGAAGAGAAAGCCAUCCUACUUUAAGUUCCCAGAAGACUCAAAUCAUGAAAAGAUACAAAGCUCAGAGGAUCCCAUCAACCAGCUAAAUGUUAACAGAUACGUAAAUUUGAUAAAAACAAUAAACUCUAAAUAAGGAUUCUAUCAAAAAGGAAGAUAUACUCAAGUUCUCUCAGCCUAUACUUCUCAAACCUAAUAUUGAGUAUAUUUCAGAACAAUUUCAAGAAAAACAGACACUUCGUCCGAAAAAGAGAUUCAAAAAGUUAUUCAAAAAUUCACUUGAUCUUGGCAAAAGAGAUAAGGAAAGUUCGAUCUGAAAUACUCUAAAAAGUCUAAGCCAGACAACAGGAUCAGUGGACCAAGAAAACAGGCUAAAGAAUAAGUACACAAGGAAGCUCAAUUCUUUGCAUCAAAAGAUAGUCAAAGGCUACACUAAAUUUAGAUAAGCAUUGCCUCAAAAGCUCUCCAUUGAUAAGACUGCACUAGAGCUCUAGUAGAUGAGCUUUACUUGUAUUUAAGAAUUCAUCAAUUAUUU
Molecule: messenger RNA, 1687 nt
Organism: Moneuplotes crassus
Lineage: Eukaryota; Ciliophora; Spirotrichea; Euplotida; Euplotidae
Source: the annotation of a GenBank genome assembly